Messenger RNA from Somion occarium, 2564 nucleotides. The record is from the annotation of a GenBank genome assembly. NCBI's taxonomy places the organism in Eukaryota, Fungi, Basidiomycota, Agaricomycetes, Polyporales, Cerrenaceae.
GAAGGACACUAAGUUUGAAUUUCGACUGCCACCUGUCCGUUCUAACCCGAAACAUUCUCAUCGCUGCUCGUUCCGCGGAGUUCGUCGCUUUAACAAUAUCCUCUGUCCCAUGUAACGCCAAAGAAAUGAUAUUAUGGAGAAUAUGAGCCUGACAUAAGUAGUCGGCGACAUCCCUUACACCUGACGCUGAUGGAAAACUCCCGGAGACGGAGUAAAGAGAAAGGCUAUUGUGAGUAUCGUUCGAUCGGCCGGUAACAAACAGAAAACGUGAUGAGGCUCUGGAUAUGCGACAGAGGGCCAGGAACAUGAGUCCCGGAGGUAUCGCAAGUUUGCUAACUUGAAGGCGGUGUAUCUACUUUCUUGUGGGUGUGCUUGCUACAUCAUCGGCGAUCAGAUCCACAGCCCUAUGCAUUCCUCAUUUGUUUCAAUGUAGAAACAUCAGCGGUAGAGCCGAAGAUUUUGCACAGGAUAUGGUUACAUUGAGUUCCGCUCUCGUGAAGCAUGCAUCGGCGUUUUGCAUCAUCAAAGAUGAAAGCCUAUGCAGCCUGUCGCAUUGGCAUUUCUCGCCGUAAACCUGGCAGGGGUGAUUCUGAAGUGGCGUCUCGCUACUUAGUCCAUGCAGCCUAGAUGCCGGAGCCGAAACAUGAUAUAAGGAGCUUCACCGAACCAUAAUUUUCAACAACUCCUCUUCGGCUUCUCUGUGUCGUACUUUUUCACUCUAAGCAUGCUUUCGAUGGCAGGCUCAUCGCAGGUCGAUUUGACUCACCACCUCUCCACGGAGACACGCCUCAGGAAGCCUAAUCCCAUGAAGGCGAUCUGGCGUCUUACUAGACGGAAAGCAGACAUGAUCAGUCUCGCAAAUGGCGACCCACACUUUACUUUAUAUCCUAUCAGGAAACUUGAAUUCGAGGUCGCCUCCGUCGAGGACGGUGUCCUCGACCCUGUCUCAUCAUGGCGCGGGGCAGGAGCCAGCGCACCAUCACAAUCAUUUACUACUACGACUCACAGCGGCACCCUCCCACUAAAAGCUGCAAUGCAAUAUAGCGCGGGUGCUGGCUUGCCGGACACUCAGCGUGUUGUCACCGACUUGACCAAUUUCUAUCAUUCACCUCCCGAUCAUGUUGUGACACUUACGCUUGGAAAUGGGGACGGUGUCUCCAAAUGCUUCCGACUUCUUGGUGAACCAGGCGAUCACUUCUUGACAGAUGAAUUCUCCUUCAGUUCACUCACGAACGCGCCUUUGUCACAUGGCAUCAACUGGGUUCCUGUGAAGAUUGACAAUGGGGGUCUCGUUCCAGAGGAGCUGGAAAGAAUCCUCUCAAAUUGGAAUGAGGAACAGCAGGGUCGGCGGCCACAUGUUCUAUAUACUGUACCAUGUGGUCAGAAUCCCACAGGCUGCACUUUGAGCGUGGAAAGGAGAAGGAAGAUCUAUGCACUAGCUCAACGUUUUGAUUUCAUCAUCAUAGAAGAUGAUCCAUAUUAUUACCUGCAAUACGACGCCGAUGGGAACGAGGGUGAAACAUUUAAGUUCAUGCCUUCGUUCUUGUCUAUAGAUGUCGAUGGCCGGGUGAUGCGAGUUGACAGUCUGUCGAAGGUUAUGGCACCAGGGAUGCGUCUCGGUUGGAUUACCAGCAGUGCUCUCUUCCACGAUCACCUCGUUACCUUAGUUGACUCUUCCACACAUCAUCCACAUGCCUUCGGGCAAGUAUUCCUUACCGAGAUGCUCAGCUCAUCAGGAUGGAAUAUCUCUGGUUUUGAUCGCUGGGUCCGAAGUCUCCGUAAGGAGUACCAGAGGCGGAGGGAUUACUUCCUGCGAACAUUCUAUCAGGAAGUUUCUCGCACAGGGUUGGCCAGUGCAAACGCUCCGGAGGCGGGGAUGUUUGUCUGGAUGAAGGUCCAUAUAGAUAAGCACCCACGUUAUAGGUCAGACGUGCAGCACACGAAUGGGUCCAAGGCCAAAACAAAUGUGGAAGAACUUAUGGAAGAGCUGUUUGAACGGAUUCUUGAUGGAGGCGUGGUGGUCAUGCCAGCUAGCAUUUUCGUUGCACCAAGUGAUCUGAACAAGUUUGACAGCGACGACCCGAUACAGGACCGUCUCAACUUCUUGCGGUUGACUUUCGCUGGUCAAGAAGAGACUAUGCAACCAGCUCUUGCGAGGCUUGCUCAAGUGCUCAAAGAGUUCUUCGCCGACACAAAAUGAAGCACACUCUCAUCUGAAUCGGACCUAAAUCACAUGGUUAUUUAUACUCUUAUUUAGUUCUUGGACUUUGCAACAACACUUUCAAUCUCACCUCGGCACAUUUUUGCACAUCUCAUUCAUAUCUCAAUCUUUUUUAUAAUUUUUAGUACACUCACCUAUACGUCUCUUCGUCGUGCACUAGCAGUGUUUGUAAUCGACCGUAACUUGAUGGAUUUUCUUAUGCAUUGGAUGCAGUUGCUUAUCUGAACGUCGCCGAACUGCGAUGCUGAGCCUAAGCCGCCGUCGGUAGUGGACGGAGUUCUGGCUCAUGUUACACAAAGACAUCCCACUUCAUCAUAUUUCGUAUAAUUGUGUACAAAAGCUC